Ziziphus jujuba (common jujube) is the source of this 2489-nucleotide messenger RNA. Its product is annotated as geranylgeranyl transferase type-2 subunit alpha 1. NCBI's taxonomy places the organism in Eukaryota, Viridiplantae, Streptophyta, Magnoliopsida, Rosales, Rhamnaceae. Gene Ontology annotation, biological process: protein geranylgeranylation. Gene Ontology annotation, molecular function: protein binding; Rab geranylgeranyltransferase activity. The record is from RefSeq and is a predicted model, not a curated record. Gene Ontology annotation, cellular component: cytoplasm; Rab-protein geranylgeranyltransferase complex. The coding region runs from base 227 to 2332 and encodes 701 amino acids. The transcript is spliced from 8 exons.
GCUUCUUCUUUCUCAGUUCUCCUCAUGAACACGAAACUGCGAACUGUAAGCCACAAAACCAAAUGCAAAUCUGUUUCAAAUUGACGAUUCGUUCACAAUAUCGACUCGAAUAAAAAAUAAAAAGUAUUACUAUUUAUUAGUGAAAAUCGAUUCGAAUAAACUAAAUUAGCGAGCACUGGUCCUUCCAAUUCACUAUUUUUCAAGCUCUGAAAUUUUAUCGGAGAAAAUGCAUGGACGGCCUCGCAAAUCUCCGAAACCAGAAGAUGAAGCGGCUUCAGCAGCUAAAGCUCAAAAGCUUCGCGCCCUUCAAACGCAGUUCCUCUCUAAUCACCAUGAAAAGAAUUAUACUAAGGAAGCUCUUGAGAUAAGCGCCAAGCUCCUCGAGAUCAAUCCGGAGUCUUACACGGCUUGGAAUUACAGAAAAUUCGCUGUAGAAUACAAUCUUGCUCAUUCCAACUCGGAUACUGACUCAAUCAAAUCCAUUCUUGACGAUGAACUUAGAGUGGUAGAGAGUGCGUUGAGACAGAAUUUUAAGUCUUAUGGAGCUUGGCAUCAUCGAAAAUGGGUGUUAAACAAGGGGCAUUCAUCAAUUGAUCGUGAACUGCGGCUUGUGAACCGGUUUCAGAAAGCCGAUUCCCGGAACUUUCAUGCCUGGAAUUACAGAAGAUUCGUGGCAGCUUUGAUGAGCAGACCAGAAGAGGAAGAAUUGAAUUAUACCACUGAUAUGAUAAAUACUAAUUUCAGUAACUAUUCUGCAUGGCACAACCGUAGUGUGCUUCUGUCUCAUUUGCUAAAACAAAAGGUUGAAGGGUUUUUCCCAAAAGAGAAGGUUUUGAGCGAAGAGUAUGAACUUGUUCACCAAGCUAUUUUUACCGAUCCAGAUGAUCAGAGUGGUUGGUUUUAUUAUCUUUGGCUUCUUGAUCAGACAGUUAAAGGCGAUGCUCCUCUACUGGUUUCUUCUUGGCCUCUUCAUGGUUCCAGUAUCACUCUGUCAGGAGAUAAGUGUUUGGAGGACUCGACUUUAUCUUCAUCAUGUUGUUACCAUUAUGAUUCAGGAACAUUUCCGCUUAUUCUCUAUUUUAGUCAAGCCGUUGAAGGUGUAAAUUCAUCUACAGUUACUGUCAAAUCUUCAUUUUGCACAGACAAUGAUCUUACUUGGAAACCACUUUCCACAAAUAACUCUAAAAUGGCUCAAGUUUGGGUUACACAUAUAAAGUUUCCUGACAAGGACCUCCACUGUUCUGAAGUAUAUCAUCUGGAGGUUAGCCUUGGACAUCCUCAGGGUAUUAUUUCUAUAAGUGGCUUCAACUAUAGCCAUCCUACCCAGAUUACGUUUGAAGUGCGUUUACAGUCUGUUCAAACAGAACCACUCGAAGAACAGAAUGGGAAGAUGAUUUCAUGGGAAGAAGCAAAUUUUCAGAAACAUGAGAUACAAUCUCAAGAGCCAAAUCCAGUUGAGUCUUUGAAUAAAUUAAUUAUAAAUGAUUACCGAGAACCAACAACUUCCAAUUGGCGUGCAGAGACUUUAGCUAAUGAAAUAGCUCUCUUCCGGGAAUUGUUAUCAGAGAUAAGCUGUAAAAUUGGAAAGCUUACACUAGCAAGACUGUUGAAGGCUCAUGAUGCCAUUUUGUCUCAGUCUCCCCAAAAAAUGGUGCAUUCUGAAGAAAUUCUUAGACUUUAUGGUGAUUUAAUAGAGUUGGACCCAGGGCAUUCUUGGUACUACAAGGAUGAAUGGAGCUUAGUGUGUUUACAGCAGGUCAUUUCGGAUGGAGAGUCACUUAUGACACAUUGCUAUCACUACAAAGACUUGAAGGGGUCAAGUUUUAGUAAUUUUAUCUGUCUUCGACUAAAUAAUUUAUCAUUAUCGCGGAUAGGGUCUGUUGAGAAAUUAUUAUGGGUCCAAAUGCUUGAUCUCAGCCACAAUGAACUUCGAUCAAUUGAAGGAUUGGAAGCUAUGCAGCUUCUCUCUUGCUUAAAUUUGAGUUACAACAAACUUAGUAGUUUUAGUGCCCUGGGGCCUUUGAGACUGCUGAAGUCACUAAAAGUUUUGGAUAUCUCAUACAACGAGAUAGGUUUACACUCAACUGACACAACAAGGUACCUAUUCUCUUCUCCUCUGUCUCAUACAGAAGACAUUGAUUGGACAACUGAUGAGAUUGUAAGUGGGGGCAUCAAUCAGACCUAUCAUUGGGAGGCCUUUUUAAUAUUUAAAGGCUUGAACAUAACACAAAUAGAUGUUUCAGGGAAUGCUAUUGAGAAUGAAAAUUUCAAGGCAUUUGUUAUUAGGUUCCUGCCUAUAGUUAAGUGGCUAAAUGGUGAAUUGUUGCAUUAAUUUUCAAAUCUUUGUUGGUUUUCUCAUUUUUUUUUUUCCUUCCUUUUUGUUCUCCAUACGGUUUGUUGUACCAACUAACAUUAUAUUAGAAAACAAUUACACCUUUGAACUACCCAAGUCCUGUCUUUUAGGGCUGUUUCUAGGGUAAGGCUACCAA